Oncorhynchus masou masou (cherry salmon) is the source of this 1026-nucleotide messenger RNA. Its product is annotated as trinucleotide repeat-containing gene 6A protein-like. The record is from RefSeq and is a predicted model, not a curated record. NCBI's taxonomy places the organism in Eukaryota, Metazoa, Chordata, Actinopteri, Salmoniformes, Salmonidae. The transcript has 6 exons. Bases 475 to 924 code for a protein of 149 amino acids.
UCUUUUUUUUAAUACGUUUUCCAGGUUGUGUAAUCGUGCUUUUUUUCCUAGCCAGUAUCGAUGUGUUACGCAGCUCACCGGGCAACCAGGAAAGCUUGUCGUAGUUCAGUUUGCCCGCUGUUGGUUAGCAUGUUAGCAUGCUAGCCAUUGAGCCCGCUUGUAUUAACGUGUUAGCAUGUUAGCCAUUGUGCCCGCUUGUAUUAACGUGUUAGCCAUUGAGCCCGCUUGUAUUAACGUGUUAGCUUCAUAGUCGGUAGUUACGCGGUAGUGUGUUUUUUCAUGGAAGAAAAUGACGAAAAGACUUGUUUUUAAAAAAAGUAUCGAAAGAGCUCUCAAUACAAGCUGUUGCCAACAAAGAAACAACCUCAAGAGUCAAAACAGGGAACCAGCCCAUAGAAGACAGAACAGUGGAUGGAAGAGCGCGAGAGAGAGUGAAGAGGAAGGAGGUUAAGAUACAGGGGCUGGUCAACAGGCAUGGCUCCAAUUCGGGACUCGGUCAGCCACUCUCCUAACCAAACAGGUUUGGACCACCCUGGCCUGGAUUCUCAGUAUGAGAGUUGCCCCUGGAGCUCUGGUUCUCCCUGCAGCAGAGACAGUAACUGGGACAAGGUGCUGGUAGACUCGAACUGCAGUGACACGCCUUCCUCCUCCUCCUCCUCCUCGGCAGCCGGCAACGACCCCGAGCUCCCCUCAGAAUGCAUGGACACGGACUCUGCCUCUAGCUCUGGUGGCUCGGAGAAGAACUUGGUCACGGCGAUGUCGUCGUCGCCGCCGCCUCCCGGCGCUAAAGGAAACGGAGGCCGUAACGGGAACCGCUUCUCCCCUCUGGCGUUGACGAACGGCGGCGUUCCUCCCGUUAACAUCGUGACGUGUAACGGGGCGGUGAAAGGCCCCAACGACGCCUCCGCCCCCCGCCGACGGUAGCCACGGCAACAAGCCGAGCCCCUGGGCGUCGGCCAACGGUGCUGGUGUGACCCCGGCACUUUGAACCCAAAAGUUAACCACAGUGCCUGGCCCGGUCCCCAG